Protopolystoma xenopodis is the source of this 1380-nucleotide messenger RNA. The record is from the annotation of a GenBank genome assembly. Lineage: Eukaryota; Metazoa; Platyhelminthes; Monogenea; Polystomatidea; Polystomatidae.
AUGAGGUUCUCUGGUAACCUCAGUGGGAGUCGAGCCCGAGUAAUGCAACGUACACUUUCGACACAUCUCCAUUGCUCCAAACUGUCACGAAUGCCAGUUGGUCACGGUACAGAGGUGACUUUCAGAGCAAGCUGGGCUUCUCUCAAAUCCCGUUCUUGGCACGGCCUUCAUAUAUUGCCCUCCCGAUCCGAGACGAGCGGAGAUCGCCGGAAUUCUGGCCUGCAAACCGACAGUGACGGACUGUCCUUCCGAUUUGACAACAUGAAGAAAGGUCUCCUCGUACUCAACUCAACUCGUCACUUGGCAUCGCAAAGACUCUUCCACCGUAGCCGGAGGGUAGAAAGUUCCGUUGCCCUCGGCAACGGUCGGGCCUCGGACACAGACACUGUCUCGUCGACCGCGCGGAUAGCCACUUGGAACGUGCGCGGGUUGACACGACGCAAUAGUCUCCCGUUGCUGGCCCAUCAGGCCGCGUUGCGCGGUCUCUCGGCGAUCGGCCUGGCCGAGACGAUGUUGCCAGGCAGCGGGGCCUACGACUACGAGGAGUCGGGCCAUCUGCUCCUCUGCUCCGGGGCCGGGUCCGAGUCUGGAUCGGGAUCGGGAUCCGGAUCCGAUUGCGUAUCGAGGCACGGUUCCGUGAAACCACAGCACGCCGGCGUCGGUCUCCUCCUCGACCCCGGCUGCCGUCGUAGGCUGGUGAGCUUCCGGCCGGCCGGGCCGCGUUUGCUCAGCGCUCGGCUCGAGCUGUACCAACGCAACGAACUCGACUCGAGCCGCGACCGACCGACGUCGGAGUCCGCGAAGCCGUCGGAACCCCCGCCACCUCUGGAAUCGCUGGAACCCGAGCAACCUGUGCCCCACUUGACCAUCAUUCAAGUUUAUGCGCCGACAACACGCUACAAAGAGCGUGCCGUGGAAGCAUUCUACGGAGCCGUCGAGAGUCUGCUUGGCGCUGUGCCCAGUGACGAUUUCGUCCUCGUCAUGGGCGACUGGAACGCCAAGGUUGGCCGUCGGACGGACGAGGCCGGCCUUGAGUCGGUGCUGGGACCAUUCGGUCUCGGUCGCCAGAACAAGCGAGGCCGGCGCCUCUUGCGCUUCUGUGAGGCGUACAACUUUGUGCUCGCGAACACGUUGUUCAGCGCACAACGACACGGUCAUCGCGAAGACGACGGCAGAGGCGACCACGAGGCGACCGAGGAGAGCGGCCUGUACACUUGGACUUCACCCGACAACCAACAACGCAAUCAGAUCGACUACAUUCUGGUGCCAAAGCGGAUGCAAAAGGCCCUCACCAGUUGCCAGGCAUGUUCGCAUGGACAAAAAGAGUUGGGCUCCGACCACAGAAUGUUGGUGGCCGAGUUUGACUGGUCACUGCUCUAG